Molecule: messenger RNA, 1419 nt
Organism: Syzygium oleosum
Lineage: Eukaryota; Viridiplantae; Streptophyta; Magnoliopsida; Myrtales; Myrtaceae
Product: 5-formyltetrahydrofolate cyclo-ligase-like protein COG0212
Exons: 6
Coding region: 23-1195 (390 amino acids)
Cellular component (GO): cytoplasm
Source: RefSeq, a predicted model, not a curated record
CCAUUCCUGUUCAUACGAUAAGAUGAUGAUGUCUGGUGUCACACUCCAAAGAGCAACGAGGAGAGACUUUCCAACGUCCAUGGAUUCUUCAAGUGUAAUCCGAUUAUCAUCAUCCCCAUUCAGAAUCGCGCAUUCCUCUCUGCGCGCGACGAACCGAACCCACAACCCGCUCUCGCUCUCGCUCUCGUCGUCGUCGUCAACCUCCGCCUCUCGAGACAAUCCCCGGAAGAAGCCGCCGAAGCUGGAAGCCGGCGCCGGGGCCAAGAGGGGAGCGGCUCUCGACGAGGCCGCCUACGAGGCCGAGCGGCUCCGGCUCGACGCCGAGGCUCGGGAGUCGAUGGCGGAGGCGGCGGAGCGCGAGGGAGCCGAGGAGGACCCGAAGGCGUGGAAAUGGGUGAUCCGGAAGAGGGUGUGGGAUUUCAUGGAGGCGCGCGACGUGGCCCAGAACCCCCGGCCCGUUCACCACCGCAUCCCCAACUUCGUCGGUGCUUCGGCUGCUGCUAGCAAGUUAAGCGAGUUGGAAAUUUUUCGAGUUGCAGAGUGUGUGAAGGUUAAUCCGGAUUCACCCCAGAAGCAAGUCAGGUUCCUCACUCUCUCUGAUGGGAAGAAGUUGUUAACUCCUCAACCCCGUCUGAGGACAGGUUUUUUCUCUGUUCUUCAGUCCUCUAUGUUGGCCCCUCAUACCAUCAAUGAGGCUUGUACCUCUGUGGGGGUCGCCAAGUAUGGAAGGCCGAUCGGAUUGGAUGAGAAGAUAAAGGUGGAUCUGAUUGUGAUUGGCUCCGUUGCAGUUGACCCUAAGACCGGUGCUCGGCUUGGGAAGGGUGAGGGGUUUGCAGAACUUGAGUAUGGCAUGCUACGAUAUAUGGGAGCUAUUGAUGACUCGACACCAGUUGUCACCUCCGUGCACGACUGUCAAUUGGUGGAUGACAUUCCAGUGGAGAAGUUGUUAAUACAUGAUGUGCCUGUGGAUGUGAUAUGCACUCCCACACAGGUCAUUUUCACUAACACUUCCAUUCCAAAGCCCCAAGGGAUCUACUGGGAUAAACUGUCUCCUGAGAAGCUGGGUCAAAUUCGUAUUCUGAGGGAGCUCAAGCGCAGAAUUGAGCAGGAAACUGAACAAAAGCUUCCUUGUGGUCCAUCAGAGAAAUUACCCCCGAUGGCUCAACGGAGCCGCUCAAAAUCUCGAGAUAAAUAAGACCGAUCCACGAUGAAGAAGAACAGGAUUUGUAAAUACUGCUUUGAGCUAGCAGAUGGUUGUCGCAUUAAUAGUUCUGUGGGCAACCUUGAAUGAAAUGGGAAGCAAUUAGGUGUGAUUUGAAGAUCUGAGAGGCAGAUUGUUGUUGAGCUAUGUUUUGGUGUUUGAUUACUUACAGCUAUCAGAAGUGAUGAUGCAUAAGUUUCUUAAUAGGGCAACUUUAG